AUGGCGAAUCGAUCUAGGGUUAUCACUAUGUCUUCUCUUGAUCUCAACCAGGAAGAUGAUCUCGUGAUCGAUCUCGAUCUCUGGGAAGUCGUUAACCCUUCCGACGGCGAGUACUCCGACGAUUCUUUCUCCGUCGAUAGUCUUUCCGAUGAUGACGUCAUUUCUCUUGACGACGCUUCCUUGAUCUCUCCGUCUGUCAUUUCUCCUCCGCCGUCGCCUUUGCCGCCUCAGAUGCUCGUUGUGGCUGACGACGGUGGUGAUUUGAGUCUCGCCGCGGAUCUGGAUCUCGACGGUCAUGUCGAUGGCGACGAUGAGGUGUUUCGCGAUGAAAUUGAUGAUGAUGAACUUGGAUCGGCUCAACGAAGGAUGCUGGUGCUUCGUAGAGGUACUACUCGUUAUUCUUUUGGUAUUACGUACGGAGAUUUCGCCAAUCGCGGCGGUGGUUGUUGUUACGAUGACGGCGAGGAAGAUCGCGGUGAGGAUGAUGGUGAAUACGACGAUUCGUAUGAUCUAGACGAGGAGCUUGUACCGAGAAGCGUAACGAAGGAGCUGGGGAAACAGAGGAUGAGGAAGUUAGGGAAGAAAUCAAUCGCCAAGGUUCCGUAUUCACUCUUGAAACCUGGUUGCGUUCGUCCUGGUGGUAAGCAUGGUCUCGGCAUGAAACUCAGGUUCUGA
Molecule: messenger RNA, 675 nt
Organism: Arabis nemorensis
Lineage: Eukaryota; Viridiplantae; Streptophyta; Magnoliopsida; Brassicales; Brassicaceae
Source: the annotation of a GenBank genome assembly